This is a messenger RNA of Brassica napus (rape), 2990 nucleotides long. RefSeq lists its product as uncharacterized. The transcript has 3 exons. The coding region runs from base 1363 to 2484 and encodes 373 amino acids. The record is from RefSeq and is a predicted model, not a curated record. Lineage: Eukaryota; Viridiplantae; Streptophyta; Magnoliopsida; Brassicales; Brassicaceae.
GUUGUUUGCGGUUUGCAUUUAGAGUGAUUAAGUGUUGUAAUGUCUUGUACAGGAAAGUUAUGAAGGGAAAUAAAAAGGUGGCAAAGAAUAAGGGAGUCCCCAAUGAAAGGCGUCGUCUAUCUCUUAGGCCGAGAACGACCCCAAUUGCAAAAACACCAGUAAUUCCUGAGGGGAGUAAGAAGAGUAAGAAGAGUACGCAAGAGAGAGAACCGAGUCACAUAUCGCUCUCAGUCACAGAUGAGUCCGAAAGGGAGGGGUCUGAAAGUGAGGUAUAUAUUUUGUAUUCAUUGUAACUGCAUUACUAGACUUCUUGUAGUACUAGGAUUACUAGACUUCUUGUAUUACUAGCAUUACUAGCAUUACUAACAUUACUAGCAUUACUAACAUGUAUAUAUGUAUUUUCAGAGGAGUAAGAAGAGUACGCCAGAGAGAGAACCGAGUUACCAAUCGCGCUCAAUCUCAGAUGAAUCCGAAAGGGAGGGGUCCGAAAGUGAGGAGGAAAUGCAACCACCGCAACCCCUUGAGUUAUACUUCAAAAGCAGUGAGUUCACGAAGAUUUGCAAGAUACAAACCAAGUGCUAUGUGAGCGCGACAGUAAAAGUCAUCAAGGAGACGCUUAAGAAGGAUCAGGCCGAAUGGUUCACGAGUCAUUCCCAGUUUCGACAUUUCUUUCACAUGCCAGAGGAACCAAACCUGAAGCUCCAAGGGAUGUGGAUGUUACUCCUGCACACCAUUUGUACUCCAGAAGAUGAUGUUGCAUGGUUUGCGGUUAAUGGUGUACCCAUCCGCUAUUCUAUGAGGGAGCACGCCCUCAUCUCUGGCUUAGACUGCACUGAGUAUCCGAGAAAAUAUAAGAAGAUCGGGGGUCAUGAGUUCGUGAAUUACUACUUCCAUGACAUAGAGAAGAUCACCAUCACUGAUGUGAAGCAGAAGCUGUUGUCUAUGCCGGAUUGUCCAGAUAAAUUGAAGAUGGCUGUCUUGUUUUUCCUUGGUACUGUUAUCAGAGGAAAGCCAAGGUAUGAGGGAAAUUUAGACUCCUUCAUAUUGAGGAUGGUGGAUGAUUUGGAUGCUUGCAAAACAUUUCCCUGGGGUCGUCUAACAUUUGAAGAUUCAAUAAGGAAGAUUAAGCGUGUGAUGAACCAAUUAAAGGGAGAAGUGACAAAAGAUGCAGUCUCCUUUCCUUGUUUCAUAGUCCCCUUAGAGGUAAGCAUAUAAUUUAGUAAAAGUUUUAGUUGUUAAAUAAUUGAAAAUCUGACAUGUAUGUGACACUGGAUUCUAUAGAUUCUGGCUUUUGAGUGUAUUCCUGCUCUGGGAAAAGAGUUUAGAAUCUAUCAAAAGAAUCCUUGUGCGGACUGUCCAAGGAUGUGCAAGAGCCGGUUUACAAAGACCAGUAUGAGGGGCUAUCCUUUGGAAGACAUAUACCGAGCGCUUGGAGACACAAAGACUAUUCACAGUGUGUUGGAACCAAAUAUUGGUGAGGAAAUGUUGUUGGCUCGUAUCAUUGACUUGGAACGAGAGUAUGACCGUCAGGGCAGCCCAAGCGAGACUUGGAACCACUGGUUAACUGUGAAGCAGAAGAGUAUUUGGUGGGAAGAGCUGUAUGAUUUAGAUCAAGCUGCACGAGUGUUUACAAAAAAGAAGGACAAAGAAAAGGUGACGUUUGCAGAAGCAUCAUCCUCUGAUUCGAGCUUGCAAGGUCUGGAAAAUAGGCUUUUGGAUUUCAUGGGAGAAGCAUUUGUUGGACUUAACUUUACGGUGGAGACAAAGCUGGAGGCUGUUGAUUUGAGGCUGGGUGGAAUUGAAAAGAACCAGCGGCUGUUGAGAUGCAGGGCUAAAAAAAUAGAAAAAAGGCUAACAUCUAUCGAGAAUAAGGUGAGUGAGAAGCCGAAUCGUGGUGAAGACAUGGAUUUUGGACAGUGCGAUGGUACGGAUUUUGGACAGUGGGAUGGGAAGGAAAAAGAUGAUGCUGAGGAAGAAGAGAAGGAGAAGAGUGGCAAAGAGAAGGAGAAGAGUGGAGAGGUUGAUAAAGAUAAGGAAAACAGCGAGACUGAUGAGGAAAAUGAUAGUGAGCGAGAGUUGAACGAACUGAAGGAGAGAUGUAGAGUACAGGCUGAUGAACUAUGGAGGGAAGUAGAGGCAGCUGAGGCUGAAGAGGAUCAAGCAAAUGACGAAAGGAAAGAGGCUGCAACCAAUGAGGAAAGCAUUGAGAAUAGUGAGGAUGAUGAGAAAGUGGAGGCAUCUGAGUCUCCAAACAGUGAGCCUCGUUUUGAGUCUCCGAUCAAUGUGCCUCGUUUUGAGUCUCCGAUCAAUGAGCCUCGGGUUGAGGCAGAUAAAACUCCAACACCACCAUCAGGUGGUAGGACUAAGGCAAUGGCUGUGAGGAGAGUAGUGGUGGUGGAAGCCAAGGAAAAAGCUAUUGAGAAAGCUGUGGAGUUAGAGAAAAAAACUAGUGAGGAAGUUGUGGAGGCAGAGGAAAAAAACUAGUGAGAAAGCUGUGGAGGCAGAGGAAAAAACUAGUGAGACAGUUGUGGAGGCAGAGGAAAAAACUAGUGAGAAAGUUGUGGAGAGGAUGGAUGGGACCAAGGAAGCUACGAGGCCUAGGAUCAGGCAUAGAUGCAAGGAGAAGACAAUGACGUCUGGCAAACCGACUCCUAAGAGGAGGGGCAGACCAAGGAGGAGUAUUGCUGAUGCUGCACCAAAGAAGAGUGAUUGCACACCACAUGCAUCUAAGGGAAGAGGGAAGAGGAAGUGUGAACCAUCACAGUGGGUGCAGACUCCUUUCACGAGGGGGAAGAAGCCUAAAACAAAGGCUUAGCCUAGGAGAAGCCUUAUGUAUUUAAGAUGUUAAUUUAAGUAUUUUGGAUGUUUAAAACUUGGUAGGAGAAUGCUUUAUGUUUGGAUGUUUAAAACUUAUAAUGCUUUUGAAUGUUGGUAUGUUGCAAAAGACAGGUUUGGAAAACUAUAUUUACAGAUGUUACUAUGGCCAAAAA